Microthlaspi erraticum is the source of this 345-nucleotide messenger RNA. Lineage: Eukaryota; Viridiplantae; Streptophyta; Magnoliopsida; Brassicales; Brassicaceae. The record is from the annotation of a GenBank genome assembly.
AUGAGAGGAGUAAGGACUUGGUGCAUGGACGCAGCUCAACUGGAUACGACAAGGAAGAAGGAGGAAGUCAUCUUGAAGACCAGCUUGACCAUCCGGUCGAGUUCCUGGCUUUUACUCGAUCGAGUUGAAGCUUGGCCGGUCGAGUUGGUGAACUCGACCGGAUGGUCGAGUAGGUGGUCGAGCUGGUCUUCAAGAUGGCUUCCUCCUUCUUCCUUUGCGUAUCCAGUUGAGCUGCGUCCAUGCACCAAGUCUUUCCUUGCUCCUCACGUCCCAUAUGCUCCAAAAUGCUCCAAAAGACCUAUUCCAAGGACCAAACAUGCAUGUAUGUAUGCAAAUGCAACCUAA